This is a messenger RNA of Laccaria bicolor S238N-H82, 783 nucleotides long. RefSeq lists its product as uncharacterized. The transcript is spliced from 2 exons. Lineage: Eukaryota; Fungi; Basidiomycota; Agaricomycetes; Agaricales; Hydnangiaceae. Bases 1 to 783 code for a protein of 260 amino acids. The record is from RefSeq and is a predicted model, not a curated record.
AUGUACAUCGUGCUUACUGCAAUUAUGGUCUGGCGAGCAAGCAAAAGCUUCUCCGUCAUUCUCGCAAUACUUUUGAAUGACUUCUACGUAGCCCAACCCAAGUAUGCGACCGAGGAAGGCACCAUGAAGUGGAUCUGGAAGUUUGCCGUCGCCGGAAUCGAUUAUCACCUCAUCAGAUAUGUCUUGUGGCCGCUUAUUACCAAGUUUGCCACCACCCACUUAUACCUUCGUCUUCGCCACGGUUUCCGCGAGACGGAAGUAGUAUUCCGCGCUCCUACAGGCAGGCGUUACGAGCAGAUAAUGUCCCUUCCGCCAGACCAAUGUAAGCACGCUUGGGACCAAGCCCUAAUGCAAGCCACGAACAAGCACUUCCUCAGGAGCAACACAGGAUUCAACACUAGAUCCCCACCCUGGAAUCUUUGCUACCUCGCAUCAGCACACGCAUACGAGCUGGAAGCUCAAGGUGUAUACGAUCUCAAAAACUGGGAAAUAAGUGUUUGGCACAAGAAUUCGGAUCAACGGUGGACACUUUGGGAGGCUUGGAAACUUGGCGAUUCAGCAGAACAAGCAAAAACAUUUGAGGUUAUCAAGACGAGGCUGAAGGAUCAAGGGAAAUUGGAGUUUCUUGCGAAAUGGGACGCUAUCGUGACUCAAUACACAAAUGAAAACGAGGAAGGCAAAGCAGCGCUCACACAGGGGCUGAACAAUCUUUUUACGCAGGAGGGUCUUGACCUCGCGGUUCUUUGGGACGAAGCUGUGGCAGAAAGGGAGGAGACGCCUUGA